Suillus paluster is the source of this 996-nucleotide messenger RNA. Its product is annotated as kinase-like domain-containing protein. Gene Ontology annotation, biological process: protein phosphorylation. Gene Ontology annotation, molecular function: ATP binding; protein kinase activity. The coding region runs from base 1 to 996 and encodes 331 amino acids. NCBI's taxonomy places the organism in Eukaryota, Fungi, Basidiomycota, Agaricomycetes, Boletales, Suillaceae. The transcript is spliced from 8 exons. The record is from RefSeq and is a predicted model, not a curated record.
AUGCUUAAACGCCUACGGAAGGUUGUGCAUUUAUUACCACGCUUCCUUAAAUUCAACGACUCUAGUAAGCGACGAAUUGGCCCAGCACCAAAUGGCAAAGCAUCUACUUCUGACACAGGGGACUCCAUUGUCUGUAUUCAAUCAAGUAAUAUCAUCAGGCAAACGAAUUACCCAACUGCCUCGGGUGGUCUUGGAGAUGUUUACAAGUGUACAUGGAACUGCGAUGCAAGUUCGCAAGAGGUCGCAGUCAAAUCCCCACGAUUCCCAAAUUUGAGUGAUCAUCAGGCAACUGUCAAAAUCAAUAAGAACCUUGACCGCGAGAUCCGUAUCUGGGCCGUAUUAGAGCAUGAAUAUGUACUGCGUUUGUAUGGCACUGUAAAGGAUUUCGGCCCGUUUCGCGCAUUGGUUUCUCCCUGGAUGCCGAACGGGACUUUGAACUUUUACCUCAAUCAUGCGCCUGAGAUCUUCACGAUGGUGGGUAGGCUUCACCUCCUCCGACAAAUCGCUGAGGGACUCAAGUAUCUCCACGACAACAACGUGAUACACGGUGACCUGACCAGUAAUAAUGUACUGGUUGCUGCCGAUGGAUCCCCUCGCCUUUCAGAUUUCGGUAUCUCGAAUAUCAUGGUACAAUCCAACCCUGCCUUUUCCUACCACACCGGUGCAGUACGUUGGGUCGCUCCAGAGCUCCUCAAUGCCCCGGAAGAUCAACCUAUACAAUGCGCAACCAAAUCCAGUGACAUCUACGCUUUUGGUGGUAUCAUGCUUGAGGUCCUGUAUGGGAAACAGCCCUACUGGUGGCUUAAAACCGCCAUACACGUUGUUUCUGCGAGGUUCAAAGACAUAGAACCCAUUGACUCCUCCGUCAAUAUCCAGCUCAAUCAUCUAGAUUUCAUGCGGCGGUGUUGGUCAAUAAAGAGCGAGAUUCGUCCAUCGAUGGAGGAGGUACUAAUCUACCUUCAAGAAGCACUGUCGAAUGAGACUUCUCCUAUAUAA